Angiostrongylus costaricensis is the source of this 876-nucleotide messenger RNA. The record is from the annotation of a GenBank genome assembly. NCBI's taxonomy places the organism in Eukaryota, Metazoa, Nematoda, Chromadorea, Rhabditida, Metastrongylidae.
AUGAAAAAUUCAAAUGUGUUCGUUGCCGGUGCUGCAGCCUUUAUAACAAUGGUGGUGUUGAUGACCAUUGGGACGGUUGUGAACGACAUGAACAGUCUUUGGCAGGAAAUUCACAGUGAAAUGAUAGAAUUCCAACGCACUGCAGAUGAUGCAUGGGACGUUCUGAUGGCGAAUCACGUUUCUCGCGCUAAUUCUACACAAUCAUUUCCACAUCUUCUAGUUGGAAGGAAGAAAAGGAGCGAAAGCGAAACUUUUGCUGACCACUGCAAUUGUGCAAUGAGAGCGGCCAACUGUCCGCCGGGACCACCCGGUCCGCCAGGUCUGCCGGGUCCACCUGGCACUCCAGGCGAAGAUGGUUCACCUGGUGAGCCUGGCUUUAGUGGAUUAAGCAUAAUCACCAUGAGCUACUUUGGCGACGGAUGCAUCAAGUGCCCACCUGGACCGCCGGGCCCACCAGGCCCACCGGGUGAGCCUGGUCCACAAGGUCCUGAAGGUCCACCGGGGCCUCAAGGCCUUCCAGGUGCACCUGGUGAGAUCGGACCGAGAGGUCCUCCUGGUGAUCCCGGAAAGGAGGGAUUAGUCGGAAUGGUUGGCAUACCUGGUCGCCCUGGAGCGCCCGGUACUGUUUACAGUCCUGGUCUUGACGGAGUAAUUGGAUUUCCAGGUCAAAUUGGUCUUGCUGGUCCUCCGGGCAAAGAUGGUGAAGACGGUGAAAAUGGUGUAGACGGACCACCAGGACCUCCGGGAAAUCGUGGUAAAGAUGGUUUGCCGGGGUUAGAUGGAAGUCCAGGGCGACCCGGUAUAGACGGGCGCCCAGGACCAGAUGCUUUUUACUGCCCUUGCCCAGCCAGAAGUCUACGUUUUUGGUUUGAAUGA